Molecule: messenger RNA, 345 nt
Organism: Peronospora matthiolae
Lineage: Eukaryota; Oomycota; Peronosporomycetes; Peronosporales; Peronosporaceae
Source: the annotation of a GenBank genome assembly
AUGAGCGCACGGUUCCAACCGCGCGCAAGUAUCGUAUGCGUUGGCUCGGAUUUCCACCCGAGAAGGAUACAUUUGGUCGAUGACCUGAGUGUUCUCGUGGUGAGAGAGAACGAGACGAACGACGACUGUGUCGUGGUGAAGCGUCACCACGACUACGAGACCAAGAGCGAUUGCGAGAACGUCGUGGUGAAACGUCACCACAACAACGAGAUGAAGAAUGACGACGAGAACGUUGUGAUGAACGUGUAUCGCCACGACCACGCGAACGAGAACUCCAUGACGAGCGCGUGGCACCACGACCUCGAGAACGCGAGUGGUGUCGCCAGCGUGACGCGCCACGAUUAA